Helobdella robusta is the source of this 150-nucleotide messenger RNA. RefSeq lists its product as hypothetical. Gene Ontology annotation, cellular component: nucleus. NCBI's taxonomy places the organism in Eukaryota, Metazoa, Annelida, Clitellata, Rhynchobdellida, Glossiphoniidae. The record is from RefSeq and is a predicted model, not a curated record. The annotation marks the transcript as partial. The transcript has a single exon.
AUCUGUCCAGAGUGCGAACGAUCAUUCAACAGUGAAAGUGCUCUGAAGCAGCACUCGCACAUGCACACCUCACAGAAACCUUUCAUCUGCCCGACGUGUUCCAGAGCCUACACGCAGCAAACAAGCCUCAGCAGACAUAUCCGGUUCAAU